AUGGUCUCAACGCCCAAGCCCGCCUCCAAGGACAACUCCAACCCGGCUCUCACCCAACGCGGCAAGUUCCCCACGCCUCAAUCCCUCGACAAACUCACCAAGCCCUUCAAAUGCCCCGGCUCCGCGAACCGCACCGUAGCCGUCGACCGGCCGGCCCGAAAGCGCAGAAAGAUCGACUAUAAAGGCGCCGGCGGCGACAAUGACGACGAAGACGGCGCGGACAAGCCGUACACCAACGCGGACCGGCUCGCCCUCGCCAACCGCGACGCGAACAAGUUCCCCGUGUUCCAGCCAAAAGACAAGAGCCAGGUUUUCCGAAAAGCCUUUUCCGUGCCCCUCAUCAACAAGAACACGACCGCUUACAACCCCAACCGACCGCCGCCUACGCUGGGCCUGAGGCAGGGCGCCGUAUUUGUGGCCAAGCCGCUACAUGACCCCUGCGACGACCUCGCUAUUGUGUUGUACGAUCCGACGGUGGACGAUAAGCCUAAGGAGCCGAAAGCCAUUGAAGAGAAGCAGAAAGAACCAGAAGUGAAGGUCGACGCGCCGCUGGUGCAUAAGAGUCUGGCGGAGAUUCUGGGCAUCAAGAAAAAGGUCGAGGGCGAACACCCGCGCGUUCCGGUAGUGAUCGAUCCCCGCCUGGCCAAGGUUCUGCGACCGCAUCAGAUCGAGGGCGUGCGGUUCAUGUACCGGUGCGUAACGGGCAUGAUCGACGAGAAGGCCAACGGGUGCAUCAUGGCCGACGAGAUGGGUCUGGGAAAGACGCUGCAGUGCAUCACGCUGCUGUGGACGCUGUUGAAGCAGUCGCCGGACGCGGGGAAGUCGACGAUCCAGAAGGCGAUUGUGGCGUGUCCGAGCAGUUUGGUCAGGAAUUGGGCGAAUGAGCUGGUCAAGUGGUUGGGCGCGGACGCGAUCACGCCUUUUGCCAUUGAUGGAAAGGCGUCGAAGGAGGAGUUGACCAGGCAGCUGAGGCAGUGGGCGAUUGCGAGUGGACGGUCGGUGACGAGGCCGGUGAUUAUUGUCUCGUACGAGACGCUGAGGCUUAAUGCGGACGAGCUUAAGGGGACUCCCAUCGGGCUGAUGCUUUGCGACGAGGGUCAUCGGUUGAAGAACGGAGACAGUCAGACGUUCAGUGCUUUGAACAGCCUGAACGUGUCGAGGAGGGUGAUUCUGUCUGGUACACCCAUUCAGAACGACCUGUCGGAGUACUUUGCUCUGAUCAGCUUUGCUAACCCGGAUCUACUCGGUACUCGUCUCGAGUUCCGCAAACGGUUCGAAAUUCCGAUUUUGCGCGGCCGCGAUGCCGAUGCCUCGGAAGCUGAGCGGAAGCGUGGUGACGAGUGCCUGGCUGAACUUCUUGCCGUCGUCAACAAGUUCAUCAUUCGCCGCACCAACGACAUUCUCUCCAAGUACCUCCCGGUGAAGUACGAGCACGUUGUGUUCUGCAACCUCGCUCCCUUCCAGCUCGACUUGUACAACUACUUUGUCGCCUCUCCCGACAUCCAAGCUCUCCUGCGCGGCAAGGGCUCUCAACCUCUCAAGGCCAUCAACAUGCUCAAAAAGCUUUGCAACCAUCCCGACUUGCUCGAUCUGUCGGCCGAUCUGCCCGGCUGCGAGCAGUACUGGCCAGACGACUACGUACCCAAGGAAGCGCGCGGUCGCGACCGUGAUGUCAAGCCCUGGUACUCCGGCAAGAUGCAAGUGCUGGACCGCAUGCUGGCCCGCAUCCGUGCCGACACCAACGACAAGAUCGUGCUCAUUAGCAACUACACCCAGACCUUGGACCUGUUCGAGCGUCUCUGCCGCAACCGGCAAUACGGCUGUCUGCGUCUCGACGGCACCAUGAACGUCAACAAGCGCCAAAAGCUCGUCGACAAGUUCAACGAUCCCGAAGGCGAGGAAUUCGUAUUUCUGCUCUCCUCCAAAGCCGGCGGGUGCGGCCUCAACCUGAUCGGCGCCAACCGACUUGUCCUCUUCGACCCGGACUGGAACCCGGCCGCCGAUCAGCAGGCUUUGGCGCGCGUGUGGCGCGACGGCCAGAAGAAGGAUUGUUUCGUCUACCGCUUCAUCGCCACGGGCACCAUCGAAGAGAAAAUAUUCCAGAGACAGAGUCACAAGCAAUCCCUGUCAUCGUGCGUCGUCGACAGCGCCGAGGAUGUGGAGCGCCACUUCUCGCUCGACUCGCUAAGGGAACUGUUUACUUAUCGUGGGGGCACCAAGAGCGAUACCCAUGACACGUUCAAGUGUAAGCGGUGCAAGCCGGACGGGAGACAGUAUAUCAAGGCGCAGGCGAUGUUGUAUGGUGAUACCAGCACGUGGAAUCACUUUGUUAAUCAUUAUGAGGGCGAGGGAAGCAAGAAUGGAAAGGAUCCGAAUGGUGGCAGUGGUGGGUUGAAGGGUAUUCAUGAUCAUUUGUUGAGGCAGGAGGUGGGGGAGAGGGAUGUUAGUGCUGUGUUUCAGUAUAUUUCUCAUUGA
Molecule: messenger RNA, 2475 nt
Organism: Sordaria macrospora k-hell
Lineage: Eukaryota; Fungi; Ascomycota; Sordariomycetes; Sordariales; Sordariaceae
Biological process (GO): reciprocal meiotic recombination; double-strand break repair via synthesis-dependent strand annealing
Cellular component (GO): nucleus
Molecular function (GO): DNA translocase activity; ATP binding; hydrolase activity, acting on acid anhydrides
Source: RefSeq, a predicted model, not a curated record